CGUAAGAAAAUAAUGCUGGCUGGCGCCCGCACCUCCCAGUCGCUCCCAGUCCUCUGUGAGGAAAGGGCACCCGCGGUGUUUCCACUCCUGGACCCCCGCCUCGCAGCCCUCGCCGCCGCCUCGCCCCAAGAGCAGCUGGGCUCCUCUUAGGAUCUGCGAGCGCCGCGCCCGGGCUUUGCCAGCCCUGGGAGGCACCGCCCGCAAGGACACCUCUCCGUCCCGCCUCGUCCGCAACUCCUGUCCUCGUCGAGCUCCACGCGAGCCAGGAGUCCGGACGUCUCUCUGAGCGCGGUGCAUUAGCCCGAACAGUCCCUGCUACUCCAGCUCGGAGACAACUCUUAUCUCGGACCAGGGAGUCCUGAAGCGGAUUCUCGGCUACUUCUCACCUCGGAGCUGCGCUCUCCUACUUCGCUCAGGACGGGGGUGCCAAGAUGCCCCGCUGCUGCGCAGGGUCCUGGGCCGCCCCCGACGUGUGACCCCAGCCUGGUCCCUCUACUCGGCGGUCCUCCUUCCCUUUGGAGACCCCCGGCCCGGCCCCCGGGGGAGGAGGAAGAAGACGACGAGGCCGAGAGGGGGAUGUCGGGCUCCAAACACGUGAGUCCCCCGGGCUACGCGGCUCAGACAGCUGCGGCGCCGGCGUCCCGGGGAGGCCCGGAACACCGGUCCGCGUGGGGGGAAGCCGAAUCCCGCGCCAAUGGCUAUCCCCACGCCCCCGGGGCUUCGGUCCGCGGCUCCACCAAAAAACCCGGGGGGCCGGUGACCCCGCAGCAGCAACAGCGCCUGGCCAGCCGUUGGCGCGGCGACGACGACGACGAUCCUCCGCUGAGCGGCGACGAUCCUCUGGUCGGGGGCUUCGGCUUUAGCUUCCGCUCCAAGUCCGCCUGGCAGGAGCGGGGCGGCGACGACUGCGGUCGCGGCAGCCGCCGACAGCGGCGGGGCGCGGCCGGCGGGGGCAGCACCCGGGCGCCCCCUGCGGGCGGCGGCGGCGGCGGUGGUUCGGCGACCGCGGCGGCCGUAGCUGGCGGGACGGAGGUGCGCCCCCGCUCGGUGGAGGUGGACCUGGAGGAGCGGCGGGGCAAGGGCCGCGCGGCGGACGAGCCAGAGGCCGGCGCCGUCGAGGGCGGCGAGGGGUCCGGCGAUGGCGGCAGCUCGGUGGGCUCAGGCUCGGGGCCUGGAGCGGUGCUGUCUCUCGGGUCCUGUUGUUUGGCGUUGCUGCAGAUAUUCCGCUCCAAGAAGUUUCCGUCGGACAAGUUGGAGCGGCUAUACCAGCGCUACUUCUUCCGCCUGAACCAGAGCAGUCUGACGAUGCUGAUGGCCGUGCUGGUGCUCGUGUGCCUCGUCAUGUUGGCCUUUCACGCGGUGAGGCCCCCGCUCCAGCUGCCCUACCUGGCGGUGCUGGCGGCCGCCGUGGGCGUGAUCCUCAUCAUGGUUGUGCUCUGCAACCGCGCAGCCUUCCACCAGGACCACAUGGGCCUAGCCUGCUAUGCUCUCAUCGCUGUGGUGCUGGCCGUCCAGGUGGUGGGCCUCUUGCUGCCCCAGCCACGCAGCGCCUCCGAGGGUAUUUGGUGGACCGUGUUCUUCAUCUAUACCAUCUACACGCUGCUGCCUGUGCGCAUGCGGGCUGCAGUGCUCAGCGGGGUGCUCCUGUCCGCCCUGCACCUGGCCAUCGCUCUGCGCACCAACGCCCAGGACCAGUUCCUGCUCAAGCAGCUUGUCUCCAAUGUCCUCAUUUUCUCCUGCACCAACAUCGUGGGCGUCUGCACCCACUACCCAGCCGAGGUCUCCCAGAGACAGGCCUUCCAGGAGACCCGGGAGUGCAUCCAAGCACGGCUCCACUCGCAGCGGGAGAAUCAGCAGCAGGAGCGGCUCCUGCUGUCUGUCCUUCCCCGUCAUGUUGCCAUGGAGAUGAAAGCAGACAUCAACGCCAAGCAGGAGGAUAUGAUGUUCCAUAAGAUUUACAUCCAGAAACAUGACAACGUGAGCAUCCUGUUUGCUGACAUCGAGGGCUUCACCAGCCUGGCGUCCCAGUGCACUGCCCAGGAACUGGUCAUGACCCUCAAUGAGCUCUUCGCCCGCUUCGACAAGCUGGCUGCAGAGAAUCACUGUUUACGUAUUAAAAUCCUGGGGGAUUGCUAUUACUGCGUCUCGGGGCUGCCUGAAGCCAGGGCUGACCAUGCCCACUGUUGCGUGGAGAUGGGCAUGGACAUGAUCGAGGCCAUCUCGUUGGUCCGGGAGGUGACAGGGGUGAACGUGAACAUGCGUGUGGGAAUUCACAGCGGGCGAGUACACUGCGGUGUCCUUGGUCUCAGGAAGUGGCAGUUCGACGUCUGGUCUAACGACGUCACUCUGGCCAACCACAUGGAGGCUGGUGGCAAGGCAGGACGCAUCCAUAUCACCAAGGCCACACUCAAUUACCUGAACGGGGACUACGAGGUGGAGCCGGGCUGCGGGGGUGAGCGCAACGCCUACCUCAAGGAGCACAGCAUCGAGACCUUCCUUAUCCUGCGCUGUACCCAGAAGCGGAAAGAAGAGAAGGCCAUGAUUGCCAAGAUGAACCGCCAGAGGACCAACUCCAUUGGGCACAACCCACCACACUGGGGGGGUGCUGAGCGCCCCUUCUACAACCACCUGGGUGGCAACCAAGUGUCCAAGGAGAUGAAGCGGAUGGGCUUUGAAGACCCCAAGGACAAGAACGCCCAGGAAAGUGCUAACCCUGAGGAUGAAGUGGAUGAGUUUCUGGGCCGCGCCAUCGACGCCAGGAGCAUCGACAGGCUGCGGUCUGAGCAUGUCCGCAAGUUCCUCUUGACCUUCAGGGAGCCUGACUUAGAGAAGAAGUACUCCAAGCAGGUGGAUGACCGAUUUGGUGCCUACGUGGCGUGUGCCUCGCUCGUCUUCCUCUUCAUCUGCUUUGUCCAGAUCACCAUCGUGCCCCACUCCGCGUUCAUGCUGGGCUUCUACCUGGCCUGUUUCCUGCUGCUGAUCUUGGUGGUGUUUGUGUCUGUGAUCUACUCCUGUGUGAAGAUUUUCCCCUCCCCACUGCAGACCCUUUCCAGGAAGAUCGUUCGGUCCAAGAUGAACAGCACUCUGGUUGGGGUAUUCACCAUCACCCUGGUGUUCCUGUCGGCUUUUGUCAACAUGUUCAUGUGCAACUCCACGGACCUGCUGGACUGCCUGGCGGAGGAGCACAACAUCAGCGUGAGCCAGGUCAACGCGUGCCACAUGGUGGAGUCGGCUGUCAACUACAGCCUGGGAGACGAGCAGGGCUUCUGUGGCAGCACCUGGCCCAACUGCAACUUCCCCGAGUACUUCACCUACAGCGUGCUGCUCAGCCUGCUGGCCUGCUCCGUGUUCCUGCAGAUCAGCUGCAUUGGGAAGCUGGCCCUCAUGCUAACCAUUGAGCUCGUCUAUGUACUCGUCGUCGAGGUGCCUGGGGUCACACUCUUCGACAAUGCCGACCUGCUGGUCACUGCCAACUCCAUAGACUUCAACAACAACGGGACCUCCCAGUGCCCUGAGCACGCAACCAAGGUGGCGCUGAAGGUGGUGACACCCAUCAUCAUCUCAGUCUUCGUGCUGGCCCUGUACCUGCAUGCUCAGCAGGUGGAAUCUACCGCCCGCCUCGACUUCCUCUGGAAACUGCAGGCCACAGAGGAGAAAGAGGAGAUGGAGGAACUGCAGGCCUACAACCGGCGGCUGCUGCACAACAUCCUGCCCAAGGAUGUGGCUGCCCAUUUUCUGGCCCGUGAACGGCGCAACGACGAGCUCUACUAUCAGUCCUGUGAGUGCGUGGCCGUCAUGUUCGCCUCCAUCGCCAACUUCUCCGAGUUCUACGUGGAGCUGGAGGCCAACAACGAGGGUGUCGAGUGCCUGCGGCUGCUCAACGAGAUCAUUGCAGACUUCGAUGAGAUUAUCAGCGAGGACCGAUUCCGGCAGCUGGAAAAGAUCAAGACCAUUGGCAGUACCUACAUGGCUGCCUCGGGCCUCAACGACUCCACCUAUGACAAAGUGGGCAAGACCCACAUCAAAGCCCUGGCCGACUUUGCCAUGAGGCUGAUGGACCAAAUGAAGUACAUCAAUGAGCACUCCUUCAACAACUUCCAGAUGAAGAUAGGGCUCAACAUUGGCCCCGUGGUGGCUGGGGUGAUUGGGGCACGGAAGCCUCAGUACGACAUCUGGGGCAAUACAGUGAAUGUGGCCAGCCGCAUGGACAGCACUGGUGUGCCAGACCGAAUCCAGGUCACUACUGACAUGUACCAGGUGCUGGCCGCCAACACUUACCAGCUGGAGUGCCGGGGUGUGGUCAAGGUGAAGGGCAAAGGCGAGAUGAUGACCUACUUCCUCAAUGGGGGGCCCCCACUCAGUUAGCAGCUGGCACUGACCAUGCCAGGUGGCCUGGCUUCCAGAGGAAUGGAAGCAGCUUCUCUGUUUGCCAGGGGCAGCGGGAAGCCUGCGCUGCGGCCCACAUAGCCGCACUGGUUACAUUCUCCACUUUGACUCCAGAAGCAGCUUUUGCCUUUGCGGGUGGGCAGUGGCGUCUGUCCCAGGCCCUGGGGUGCCAGCGUCCUGCAAGCACCAAGCUGACCAAAGAUGUUUCCCUCUGUAGAAGACUCCACUAGACUUGGUCUGAAUCUUGAGUUUUCUAACAGGUGCUGCUGCCCAGGGGGAAAGGAGCUGUUGGAGCAUGUGUGGGGGUGGCGCAGCCCAGUGCACAGCGGCCAGGGCUAAGGGAGGGGCCUCAGCCUCACACAUGGGGGAAGGUGGGCUUGGCUCUAGCCUGGGGGAGCCCAGGGGGCUGCUCUUCUAUGUGAGUCUUUAAAAUUCAGACAGGCUGCAACCCCUGUGCCAUGGAGGGGUUUUGGGCAGCAGUCCUGGCUCUGGAGGGACUGUGGCCUUCAUUGCGGUCCUCUGCCCACCUCCAUGCACACAGACGGUGCUCUAUGGGUGAAACGGAACUGAUUGCGAGGGGAGGCAAGAGGACACCAAGCAAGUGAUGGUUCUGAGGCAAAGAAAAUAUUUAUUAAAUAAAACAAAACAAGUUCUCUGUGCCCUUCUUUAGACUAUGCUAGUUGUAUGCGUGUAAGGGACAUACGGCAAGUGAGGAUGCCACAGAAGAGGGAGGGUGGGGAGCUCAACUUGUCUUUUUUGUAUUUUUUAUUUUGUAUUAUUGAAAGCCUUGGAGAUCUAACAGAUAUGCCAAAUUCUAUAUUUUGUAAAUUCUCUAUAUUAGAAAACAGCUGUGCACAGCGGGGUGUUUGUGCUCAUUUGUACUGUAUGUAUGUUGGUGCGUGUGCCAGUGUAUACGUAUGUAUGUUCAUGCCGUGGAACUGGUCUCACACAGGAUGCAUUUCCCUCACUUCAGAUUUGGCAGUUUUGGGUUUUCCCAGGUACAACCAGAGCAGUAGGUGUGCCCUUUUGGGGUACCAUAUGCUUAGAUGCACAAACACAUUAGCCCAUCUCUUUCUACCACAUGCACACGUGCACACACACACACCGCUCCCCUUGAGUAAAACCAAACGGAAUGUGACAAAGAAAACAAAUAGCUGCUUUCCCACAUCAGGCUGAACUGGAACUAAGGGAAGCAGCCUCAGCCUGAGCAGGAAGUGUGUAGUGUGUGGCUCUGCUCCCCUUCUUUCUCUGAGACUGCUGUCCCUGCAAAGGGUGGCCCCCGUGUACUCUCAGGAGCGCAGGGAUGGUGGGUUCUCUGCUGAGGGUGUAAGCAAGCCUGGCCUGCCUGGAUUCUCAGUUACUUCAGUGCAAGUGGCCCUCCCUGGGAUGUGCAGCCCUCACGGUUGGGGAGAUGGGGUGGACCCACCCUCUACCUGCAAACCAGAGGAACAGGGAGACUCGGCUCCCGAGAAUAUGGGGAAAAGGAAGCAGGAAUGUUUUGUUGGGAGAAAGCAGUUAAAUAUAGUAAGAAAAAAAUAUUUUUUAUAAAAUAUGAGAGGCAUUUGGAGAAUGAUAUAAUAUCACAGAAUUCAAACAGAAUCCUUAGGGCCUAUGCCCAGAUCCUUUCAUUGCUUCUCAGGGCAGAAUUAUUCUCACCUCCAACACGAGCUUGAAGGAGGUGAGGAGGCAGCUCUGUGCCAGCUGCUAAAACGUUACUUGGAGCCUCUCCUGCCCGUACACCAACUCCCACCCCACUUUGAACACAGCUCAGAGAAGCAAAGUGUAUGGACCUGAAACUGCCAAGCCUGAGUCUGUCCCAAGCUUCUGCCGCUCUAUCCUUGGAGUUCUUCAUUGGCCCUCUUGCCAUCUUGCGGGAGGCUGGCUUUCUCCCGCGGUGUUGCUCCCAAGCUCCCUGCCCCUCCAUAUCACCCGCCUGUGGUGUUGGGUUUUCGUUCUGCUUCCACCCUGCGUAAAGUGUGCGUGUUGAGUUCAUUCCUCAGUUGGUUGUGGCCUCCCAGGCCUCAGGGGCUCUUCCCAUCCCAGCAGUGACUGGUGACAGCGUGCAGUGCUAGCUCUUUGUUCCCUCUAGGGAGUGUGCACUCUUUUUAUUCCUGCUCUUGCAAAAACAGAUACAAUUAUGAUUUCCCAUGGAAAUUGAAAAGCCUAUUUAAAUAAUUUAACUAUUAAACACUUUCACUGG
Nycticebus coucang (slow loris) is the source of this 6586-nucleotide messenger RNA. It is a transcript of the gene ADCY5, whose product is annotated as adenylate cyclase 5. Gene Ontology annotation, molecular function: adenylate cyclase activity. The coding region runs from base 577 to 4365 and encodes 1262 amino acids. The record is from RefSeq and is a predicted model, not a curated record. NCBI's taxonomy places the organism in Eukaryota, Metazoa, Chordata, Mammalia, Primates, Lorisidae. Gene Ontology annotation, cellular component: plasma membrane. The transcript is spliced from 21 exons. Gene Ontology annotation, biological process: intracellular signal transduction; cAMP biosynthetic process; adenylate cyclase-activating G protein-coupled receptor signaling pathway.